AUGGAACGGACCUGGUCCCCCAAGCAGCCUGCCUGCGUCUCCCGCUGCCCCCGCGUCUCCCGCUGCCCCCGCGUCUCCGCGAAGGGCAAAGCGCCCCCCUGGCGCCACGAGGCUCCGCGAGCAUGGGACAACCGGGAGAGCAGCUGCCCCUGCCUUCUGGGGGCCCACAGCCCUCCUUGGCUUCGCUUCGCAGUGGCAGCUGUAGUGGGAGAUGUGCACAGAAGGCCCUACCGUGCAGCCCGGCACCCAGAUCAGAUCCGCUGCCUGUUUGCUUCCACCCUUAGCCAGGGCACAGCCGCCCUGGGCCUCUGCCGUGGGCUCAGACGAGCCCCUAAAGCCGCCUCCUGCGGUGUCACAGACAUCAUGACCUCAGAGGCGGCCGCAGCAUUUUGGUGA
This is a messenger RNA of Rangifer tarandus platyrhynchus (Svalbard reindeer), 396 nucleotides long. The record is from the annotation of a GenBank genome assembly. Lineage: Eukaryota; Metazoa; Chordata; Mammalia; Artiodactyla; Cervidae.